GCAACAUACCUCACCCCGAGAAGGCCCGAAGGAUUCCCUCGUAAAUGCUUUCGCAUUUAAAAAUACAACCUUGCUCUACUGGUUUACUCCUAUGCUGUCACACUUUAAGUACAUUGUACCUGUCUAAACUUCAAAGAUGAACGACUGCCUGGUGUAAGCGCAGUCCUCCAACAAAACGACAAAGCUAUCCGCCUCCUGGCAACACCAAUAUCGUUUGUCAGACGAGAGAUAAGCGCUUACGGCGCGUAAUCUUUCAACAGGUGUGGACGCUACCGUUUCGCUGCAUUGUCUUGGACACUCCCGUGUCAUGCUCUUUGUGUCACGUGGUCCCCAGAGAGACGUUCAUCCUGGAAUGUUCCCACGCACUCUGUAAACAGUGUUACGAAACCGUUCUGCAAGGCAGGCGACUUUGUCCUUUAGACGGUGAACCAGUACAAGAAGGGGAAGUCCAAACAUUCGCAUUCAAACCAAGUCAUCUUAAGAAACAGAAAAUGCGCUGCUGCAACGUCGCUCACGGGUGCGAGUUUGUUGGCGUUUUAGACGAAGUGACGACUCAUUUCUUGAAGGACUGUACUUUCCAUGUUGUGACGUGUAACAGAUGCAAUGCUGCCAUCUUACGCAAUGAUAUCGUUCAUCAUUACACUGAGCAAAGAUGUCAGGCUGCUAGUUCAUCAACGAACUAUGGAAACGAAGUCAGAGCCAACGAGAACAUUGUCGACACUGAAAGCAAGAUGAACGAUGCAUUGGAUGCUGCCAUGGGGAGACUUUGCGCGAUUGAGACGCAGCUCAACGUUCACGUUGUUAGCAUCAACGGUGCAAAGCGAGGCAUAUCUGCGAAUGGGCAGGCGUUAAGCAGGCUCCUUGACCUGCAGGAACAAACAUCCGGUGUCAUGAGGAAGCAGAUAGAGGAAUUAACGAAGUGUCUACACACCGGAAAACGCAUGCUCUCAGAUGCUAUUUCACCGACGUCUGCAGCGGGUGUUAGUCAUACGUCCUCAAUGGCGGAACACGAUAAUGAUACUGAGAACGCUCAAAAAGGUGGAGGUGGAGCUGCUGCUCUCCAACACUCAUCUGAUCAAACUGGAUCUGAGGUUAUCGACGACGUCAACAAGAUUGGCGAGGCCUUAAAAGUUGUGUUUGAUGCUUGCAAGCGGAUUUCUUUUAUGGAUAGAAAGUUGGGUGCGCUAGAGUUAUUGUUAACCAAUUGCAAAAACAAUGUUGCCUAUUAUCAUAUUCAAGACUUCAACGAUAUCGAGAAAGAAUCGGUCAGUAUGCAGGUAAAUCGGUGGUCUGAAACUUUGGUAUUGUGUGGCUACUCUUCCAAGCUUCACGUGCAGAUCGAUACAAUUGAUGGAAUGUUGUAUUUGGGUGUUUUCCUGUCUAUUUGUCGUAGUUCUAGAGACUCCUGCUUGAAAUGGCCCUUUGCAUUGCCUUAUAAAAUCAUGUUGGUCCACCCAACCGAUGAGAAAAAGAACAUCGAGUUUCACGUUAAUGUCUUAGAAUACAUAGAUAGUAAAAGUAUGUGUUUCAUUAAGCCAGCAGGGGAUAACAACAGUGACUUCGGCGCACGUAGGCUAUGCGAGCUGCAAAUUAUAACGAAGGAAGGUUUCGUACACAACAACUCCAUCAGUGUGGGCGUAAAAAUUAUUUCACCUGUUUGUUAAAGGCCUGCUCUUGUCAUGGGGAGGACACCUCACACCGGUUCAAGAGAUUUUGAUCACUUUGAGACUUCACACUUCAGACUUUGAUCACUUAGUUUCAUUCUACCUCUCUGAUGACACUCCUAUUUUGGUCACUUAUUCAGCGUUUAAGUGUUCCACAAUGACUAAAGAAGCAAAUAUUUGUCUAGUUGGUACAUAACUGAGGUUUCUGGGACGCGAAAGCACAGACAUGUACGAGACACACAAAAGAAAACGCCUUCCAAGGUUUGAAGGCGCUGACUUGUGUUGGUCUCGUACAUGCUGGUCCUUUCGCUCCCCUCAGGCACCAGCUACAAUGACAUAUUCAGACGCCAUGUCAGUAGGUGUUUAUAAGUGUCCGCGGUAGGCUGAUAUACUCUUAUAUGUUGAAAAUAGCAUCAUGGUUGUCAAACAUACCUUUCAUGCAUAUGUACAGUUAUCGGGCCUGGAAGGAGAACUUCGGGAAGAAUGCUAAUGCUGUGAACCCUACAAAAAAGCCAACGCAUUACCUUCCCGUUGCAUAAGUUAAUCCGUCUGCGAGUGCACUGUCUUUUAGAAGAUCGGAAAUAUGUUGCUUGGUAUUGUUGAACGAAGUAAAAAUGUGCACGCAAGGAGCUCCUCUCUUCCGCUGUCAUGUGAGUUUUACGGCAGCCUGUUCGAAGUGCAGUUUUCCAACAUGGGCCUGCUCACACAAUGACAACAGUUUUUCUAGUGGCAUAAACAGUGAAGGUUGAAAGAUUUUCACAUCAUUGGGGUACGGUAUCGCUCCUAGCGAUGAAACUCCCCAUACGUCAUCUUAAAAAUAAAGUUGUUGACAUCGAGGAAGGUCCCGCUCAAAGGAUGUCUCUUCAAUAAUUCCAAGAAUACGCCACAUUUUCGAGUGUCUUACUUAAAAUGGCACAUUGGGCCAGUUGGUGCAUGAUUUAAGUUUGGAACUAGGAGCAUAAUACAAGGACAGGAGAACAGCACACCACUAACAACUAUUUAAUGAAAAUUCGUCCCACAGGGCAAGUGUAAUAAAAACUGGUUAAACAACAUAAGACGAUGACAUAUAUGGAAGAUGGGAAAUGCGCCCCCCGGUGGUAUGUAGAUACCCUUUCAUGCUUUUACUCUGUCCUCAAGAUACCUUAUCUCUUCAGUGGUUAGAGCAACAGAGGGUUUACUAAUACAUUUUCUUCGGUGUUUAUUUACCGAAAAGGCCUCAAACAUUUCUCUUUCUAAUCUUGUCUUAAAGAGACCUUUUACGUCAAUCUUAUUAAAAACAGGAGUGCCCCCACAUUGUUUUACAUGAGCUUGCAAGGUGCUCACUACAUUGCCCUUUACGUUGUUGUGGUGCGCUCUUAGUCUUUGAUUAACACACCAAUCGGACUGACCCACAUAAACUUUUUUUACAUGAGAAAGGAAUUUGAUAUGCAAUAGAACACUGGACAUUCAAUUCAACAUAAGUCGUUUUGUGCUUUUGUCGCAUUUUUGGUCGUGUUUUCCAUUCGUUAAUGGAACAAGUGAGGACCGCUUAUGUCGGGAACUAAAAACCACCGGGAUACCAAAUUUGCUAGCUACGUUUUUCAUGGAUGUGAAGUUUUGCAUGUGCAAAUAUGGCGUAACCUGAGGUCUACUGGUGGGUAACUUUUUCCACUCCUUUUAACUCUUUAAGCAUUAUUCUCAAGGUUACAUGGAAAGGAUACCCUGCUUCAUUCAGGCGGUUUUAUGCAGGCAAGACUUUUGCACUGUUUUUCCAAUACACGACAUCCCAAUUCCAUUUUUUUUUACUUUUUGAAUGGUUUGAGCUAUAUGGUAACAACGGUUUUCGAGAUCUUUGUUUGUACUGUCAACAAAGGUGACUAUCUCCUUGAUUCAGCUGAAGAUCCAAAAAUUGUAGUUUUCCUUCAACCGGCAAUUCGUACGUAAAUUCCAAGCCAGAAGCAGAUGAUUAAAAAAUCCUCAGAACUUCACUAACAUCUGAAUGACCUUCAAAAACUAACAAAAAAUCGUAUGCAAACCUAAAUAAAUUUUAAACACAAUAUGCGUUCAAAAGUUGAUUGACCCUGACAUAAAAAAAAAAUCCUAAGAAAAUAUCAAAUAAAACUGGAGCUGUAGAGGAGCCUCUACAAAUGCCCACGCGCUGUGCAUAGACCUCUUCAUUAAACACUAAUUUUAGGGAUUCAAGGUACAUCUUUAACAAAUCCGGUAGGUCCGAGCUCAAAGCCGCAUUCAUUCUGAAACCGUACAAGGCCAUUUUCUCCAAUGCAUUGUUUUUCAGUACACAAAAGUGAUUCUGAGUGUAUAGAAUAAUAUGUCUUUUAUGUCGAUCGAUAUUAUGCUGAGAUUCGAUGCUGAGUUUUCCUGACAAAACUGCACGAUUGUCCCUGAAUAAUAAAUUCUGAAAGUGUAAUUGA
Ornithodoros turicata is the source of this 4075-nucleotide messenger RNA. RefSeq lists its product as uncharacterized. Gene Ontology annotation, molecular function: protein binding. The record is from RefSeq and is a predicted model, not a curated record. The coding region runs from base 492 to 1664 and encodes 390 amino acids. Lineage: Eukaryota; Metazoa; Arthropoda; Arachnida; Ixodida; Argasidae. The transcript is spliced from 2 exons.